AUGGCAACUGUGCAAGUGACUCGCCAGUCCCGGCUAGCAGAUGAUGCCGCGACAGCUGCUCUUUAUGUGACACAUCCUAAACGUAGGGCAUCUUUGCGCGCCCCAACCGCGACCAACACCCAGGACUUCAACUCACGCGCCGUCGGUGGUACUCCAAACCUAAGCCACGCCUCGGCUGCCUCGGCUCUCGCACACGCGAAUCGCAAGCCUGUCGAAGUAUGGCGGCCCCCGACUAGACAGCCUGCCGCCGAGAAGGCCGCAUUGUGCGUGAAGGACUACACUCCACCCCAGCAACCCCAACCCGCCACAGGGCAUAGUGCAGAGGGGCUGGGGGCUGCAAUGAUCGCUGUGCGUGAACAGAGAGCCUCAGUGGGCCAGGCCCCUACAUCUACUGGCCACAGGCGUGGCAGCUCAGCGACCGAUCGAUACCACCAUACAGCUGUCGGUGGCAACCCAAAGGACAAGGCGCUUCAGGCAGCGACGGGCGCUUACACACUCUCGCGCAAGAGAGCCGACUCAGCACCCAGUGAUCCAGGGGUUACCUCCGAAUUAUCCUUUGGCCGUGCAGCCGCUGGCGCAUCGCGAUAUGCUCGGGUAGAAGAGGAGGGCCCCCUUGAUCACUUAGACCCUGCUAUGGAAGCAAGCCGGCUCCAACAUGCCGCUAGCACUAACCCGAAGCUGUAUACUUCAUCGCCCCCUGUUCAAUGCGAAAUUGAGGAACAAAAUUACAAAAACUCGCAACGCGCUGCUGCCAUCUCCAUGGCAAAGGACAUGUAUAGAGUCACCAGCGCCAAGAACCAAUCAGGCCAAUCCCCCGCCAUCCUAGCGGCCCAAAAGGGACAGAGUCAACUGGGCUACCGCAAGACCGUAUCCACCGCGGAUGGGGCUGCCGUCCGGCGUGCAAUCGCCCUACAAGAAGCAGCGCAAAAGCGAGCCGCCGAGAAGCUGGCGCUCAUGCAAGAUGAGCAGGUAGAGUACCAGCAAUAUUAUGGCACCGCACCUCAACCACAGCGGUCGCGCUUGACCACUCGCCGCAAGAGAACUUCGAGCGACGCGGAUGCCUCUCAGAUCGACGCCGAGCAGUCGCGGCAAAUCCGGAGCCAAAUGACCAGCCUGCAGACCAAGUUGGACCAAGUAGAUGUACAAAAGACAAGGGAUCGUGAACUGCUUAUGCAGGCCGCCCGCCGCAAUGUGGACCAAACACUCCAGGACAUGGAGGCACAACUUUACGCGAAUACCGGUCGCGCUCCCCCUUCUGUACAGAAGGGAUGGGAUGAAGUUGCCCAGGAGCGCGUGCGACGGGAGGCAGAGGAUUUUGAAGCCACUACCGCCCAAGGAAAUCGAGUCAACAUCGGCGGCCAAAAGUAUAUGGACAUCGCCGACAUUGACGCUGUCGCUCGGUCUCGCCUUCAGCCUACUUUUGAUGAGAUUACCGAGAAUGCCGAGCUACGGAGAGCCCAUGAUAUCGAAGCCCGUCUGGAUGCCGAGGAGGAGCAGAGACAUGCUGCCGUAGAGCGCCAACGCGAAGCUGAGGUGAAGGAGUUGGAGAAGCAAGAAAAAGGUGCAAGCAAGCGGGACAGCAGAUCCGAGAGCAAAGUUCCCAAAUUCUUCUUGUGGAGGAAGAAGGGUAAACGAGCUCGGGUCGAGAAAUCGGAGACCGAAGAGGCUCAAGCUGUCUCGCCUAUCGCCCAGGGAGCUAUAGUAGAGCCGCUUCCGACUACAGCCCCGUACAACAAUGUCUCGACUGAAAGUAUUCCCGAGCAAGCUUCUAUUGAGACAGGAAACAAUGCCUCGACGGUCACUAUCCCCGACGAAGGUUCUGUUGUGACGGAGACAGCCGGUCCAGAAACGGCGGUUGCAGCGAUCUCAUCGGUCCCAGAGACUGAGCUUUCAAAGGCCGGUGAAGACGACGUGCCCGCGGCAAUCCCACGGCGGCCGAUACGAAGCCAGACGGAGCUUCCCCAGAUCGAGCAGCGAGAUGCAGCCGCCUCAGGCCCUCCAAUCGUGCACUACUUCACGCCGCCAGUCUCAAGCCCACGCGCCGACACCAAGCUCAAAAACUGGUUCCGCGACCGUCUCGUUCGCCGCUCCAGUGGCCCAGUCCCCAUCUACCCCCACCAGCCAGGCCCGGACUCCAAUACAGACAACGAACCCGCUUUCCAGGGCGGCGCCAGUCUAACCGGCCGCGACGAGUCCCGCGGCGUAGCACUUGGUUCACACCCUCUUGGCGUGGGUGAACCUAUCCCGACCCACAACAGAUCUUCGAGCUACUACAGCAACGACUUUGAUGUGGCCAAGAUUAACAGUGCGGAGUCUUUGCCAAAAUCUACUAAGCAAAAUGGGAAUGGUAAGAAGAGAAACCGUCUGAGCAAAACGUUCCUCAGGGCCGUCUCCCGUAGCCCUGAUGGGUCGAACGAUGGUGACUCCCGUCGUGACUCAGGAAUUCAAUCUUCUUCUAAGGAUGUCCGCAGCGGUAAAAUCCAGAGUCUGCAGGAUAGUACUAUCGGACAGAGUCUUCCUGUGCCACCCACUAUUGGUGAGACGCUGAACGGGCGAAGAGAAUCGCGAUUCUCCGAGAAUCUGUGA
Molecule: messenger RNA, 2586 nt
Organism: Penicillium expansum
Lineage: Eukaryota; Fungi; Ascomycota; Eurotiomycetes; Eurotiales; Aspergillaceae
Exons: 4
Coding region: 1-2586 (861 amino acids)
Biological process (GO): eisosome assembly
Source: RefSeq, a predicted model, not a curated record